Nicrophorus vespilloides is the source of this 822-nucleotide messenger RNA. RefSeq names its product chymotrypsin-1-like. The transcript is spliced from 3 exons. NCBI's taxonomy places the organism in Eukaryota, Metazoa, Arthropoda, Insecta, Coleoptera, Silphidae. The coding region runs from base 39 to 779 and encodes 246 amino acids. The record is from RefSeq and is a predicted model, not a curated record. Gene Ontology annotation, biological process: proteolysis. Gene Ontology annotation, molecular function: serine-type endopeptidase activity.
GUAGAAUUGUUUGUGAUUUAUUUGUAUUAUAUGUCGAGAUGCAGAAAGUAACAUUCGUAGUUCUCUGCGGUCUGACCGCAAUCUUGGCUGGACCUCCAACCAAGUUGGGAUCCAGAGUCAUCGGUGGUUCCGCAGCCACCCUUGGUCAGUUCCCAUACCAAGUUGCCAUCAGAUACGACAACUGGCAUCUCUGCGGAGGUUCCAUCCUCGACGCGACCACCAUCCUCACCGCCGGACACUGCGUCAAGGAUUCUCACCCAUCCCAGAUGACCGUCAUCGCCGGAACCAUCCAUCUUUCCGGUGAGGGUCAAGAGAGCAAAAUCAACAGCGUCAGGUUACACGGAAAGUUCGCCGUCUCUUUGGAGAACGACAUUGCUAUCUUGAAGCUGACCACCCCGUUGAAGUUCAACGAGAACGUGAAACCAAUUGUCUUGCCAACCACCUCCAUCAAGGGAGACAGCGAGGUCCUUUUGAGCGGAUGGGGAACUACCAGCUACCCAGGAAACGUCCCGGACGGCCUCAGGUUUAUCAACCUGAAGACCAUGGAUAGCGAGACCUGCAACCGCCUGCAAAACUGGGAAGUCUUCAGCUCUCAAGUCUGCACCUUCACCAAGGCCGGAGAGGGCACCUGUCAGGGAGAUUCCGGUGGCCCAUUGGUCGAUGCCAACGGUGCCCAAGUCGGUAUCGUCUCAUGGGGAACCUUCUGCGCUGUCGGAGAUCCAGAUGUCUACACCAGUGUCUACCACUUCUUGGACUGGAUCGAAGAGAACAGGCACUAAACACUCAUGUAUUUCUUAAACAAAUAAAUUUAAUUCCAAAAUA